This is a messenger RNA of Candida tropicalis MYA-3404, 1182 nucleotides long. RefSeq names its product biotin synthase (gene BIO2). Gene Ontology annotation, biological process: biotin biosynthetic process. The record is from RefSeq and is a predicted model, not a curated record. Gene Ontology annotation, molecular function: 2 iron, 2 sulfur cluster binding; biotin synthase activity. NCBI's taxonomy places the organism in Eukaryota, Fungi, Ascomycota, Pichiomycetes, Serinales, Debaryomycetaceae. Gene Ontology annotation, cellular component: mitochondrion. The transcript has a single exon. The coding region runs from base 1 to 1182 and encodes 393 amino acids.
AUGAUUUCAAGAAGAUUAUUAAGUACUUCAUUAAGAAGUUUAGCUUCUGGUAGUGCCAAUGUUGCUUCCACUGUGUCUUCCUCGACUGCUAGCAUUCCAUCAUCUUUUGCUGAAACUAGUACACCUACACCAACAAAUGCAUUUGAUUUAGCCAUUUCAUCUCAACCAAGAUCUGAUUGGACUAAAGAACAAAUCAAUGAGAUUUAUCAUACACCAUUAAUGGAAUUGAUUCAUCAAGCACAAAUCAAACAUAGAAAGUUUCAUAACCCUUCAGAAGUUCAGUUAUGUACCCUUUUAUCAAUUAAAACUGGUGGUUGUACUGAAAAUUGUUCUUAUUGUAGUCAAUCACAAAGUCAUUCUGAAACUGAUGUCCAAGCUCAAAAGAUGGUCAAUAUUGAUGAAGUUAUGGAAAAGGCUAGAAUUGCAAAACAAAAUGGUUCAACUAGAUUUUGUAUGGGUGCUGCAUUUAGAGAAAUGAAAGGUAGAAAAUCGGCUUUGAAUAGAAUUAGUGAUAUGGUUAAACAAAUCAAUAAUGAAUUAGGUAUGGAAACUUGUGUUACUUUGGGUAUGAUUGAUGAAGAACAAGCCAAGAUUUUAAAAGAUAGUGGAUUAACUGCUUAUAAUCAUAAUAUUGAUACUUCAAGAGAACAUUAUCCAAAUGUGAUCACUACUCGUACCUAUGAUGAUAGAUUGAAAACUAUCAAGAAUGUUCAAAAUGCUGGAAUUAAAGCAUGUACUGGUGGUAUCUUAGGUUUAGGUGAAACCACUGAUGAUCAUAUUGGAUUCUUGCAUACUUUAUCAAACAUGUCUCCUCAUCCAGAAUCUUUACCAAUUAAUAGAUUGGUUCCAAUUAAAGGUACUCCAAUAGUUGAUGUUUUAAACAAGGCACCUAAGGAAAGACAAUUGAAAUUUGACUCCAUUUUGAGAACCAUUGCUACUGCUAGAUUAAUUAUGCCUGAUUCUAUUAUUAGAUUGGCCGCUGGUAGAUACACCAUGAAAGAACAUGAACAAUUCUUAUGUUUCAUGAGUGGGUGUAAUGCAAUUUUCACUGGGGAAAAGAUGUUAACUACCAUGUGUAACGGUUGGGAUGAAGAUAAAGCAAUGUUAGAGAAAUGGGGCAUGAAACCAAUGGAAAGUUUCAGCAAGGAGAAACCAGUAGAAAUUAAAGUAGAACGUGUAUAA